Molecule: messenger RNA, 1625 nt
Organism: Erigeron canadensis
Lineage: Eukaryota; Viridiplantae; Streptophyta; Magnoliopsida; Asterales; Asteraceae
Product: elongation factor 1-alpha-like
Exons: 3
Coding region: 91-1449 (452 amino acids)
Biological process (GO): translation; translational elongation
Molecular function (GO): GTP binding; GTPase activity; translation elongation factor activity
Source: RefSeq, a predicted model, not a curated record
GGUUUAUUUAUUCUUUCUCUCUCAUUUGCAGCCGCCAGCAUAACUUUCACCAUCUUUUACGAAGUCAGCCAGUCAGCUUGCCCGCUUAUCAUGAGGAAGCCUCAUAUCAACAUUGUGGUCAUUGGACACUAUGAUUCUGGGAAGUCAACAACUACAGGUCACUUGCUCUACCAGCUCGGUGAAGUAGACAAGUAUGUGAUUGAAAGGAAUGAGGAAGUGGCCGAUGAGAUGGAGAAAGAGGCGUCUUUAGAGACGGAUAGACUCAAGGGUAAGGCUUUAGAUACGGACAGACUCAAGGGUAAAUAUGCUUCAUUCAAAUAUGCUUGGGUGUUGGACAAGCUCAGGCAAGAGCGUAAACGUGGGAUCACUAUUGACACUUCUUUGUCGAAGUUUGAGACCCGUAGGUAUGUCUGCACUGUGAUUGAUGCUCCCGGGCAUCGUGACUAUAUCAAGAACAUGAUCACUGGAACCUCCCAGGCUGACUGUGCCAUUCUCAUCAUUGACGCGACCUUUCCCGCUUUUGAGUAUGGAUUGACGGUUGGACUGACUCGUGAUCACAUAAUGCUUGCAUUUACACUUGGAGUCAAGCAAAUGAUUUGCUGCAUUAACAAGAUGGAUGCUACUGAGCCUGAAUACUCGGAAACUAGGUUCAAUUGGAUUGCCAGUAAAUUAAGUACCUUCUUUUGGAAAGCCGGAUACAACGCUAAUGAACUCUCAUUUGUCCCAAUUUCUGGUUUUAAGGGCGAGAACUUGACUGAGAGGUCAUCUAACCUUAAAUGGAACUCGGGUGCUACUCUAGUUGGAGCCAUUAACAUGAUCGAGAAUCCAAAAAGACCAUUAUACAAGCCUCUCCGCCUUCCUAUUCAUGAUGUCUAUAAGAUUGGUGAGAUUGGAACUGUGCUGGUGGGACGUGUUGAAACUGGUGUGAUCAAGCCGGGCAUGGAGGUCACUUUUGGCCCAAUUGGUUUAAGAGCUGAAGUCAAAUCUGUAUGGUUGCACAACAAAGCACUACACGAGGCAUUGCCAGGACAAUAUGUUAGUUGCAAUGUUCAGAAUGUUGACGUGAAGGAUCUUAAGCGUGGGUAUGUUGCUUCAAACUCUAAAGAUCACCCUGCAAAGGGUGCUGCUAGUUUUACAUCUCACGUCAUCAUCAUGAACCACCCGCAUCAUAUUAAAGAAGGGUAUACACCAUUGCUAUGUUGCCAUACUUCUUGCAUUGCCGUCAAGUUUCAGAAACUGUUGACUAAGAUUGAUCGGAGUACUUUGGAGGUGCUUGAGGUUGAACCCGAGUUUUUGAAAAAUGGUGACGCUGGAAUGGUGCAGAUGGUUCCAAUAAAGCCGAUGGUGGUUGAGAACUUUUCUGAGUAUCCUCCAUUGGGUCGGUUUAUUGUGAGGGACUUGGGGCGGACUGUUGCUGUGGGUGUGAUCAAGAGCGUGGAUAAGAGUUGAUAACUGGAUGAAUGGUGGUUUGUUUUGUGAAUAACUUGAAACUUAGGUAUAACGAGUUUUAACUAUUUUGUUCUUAAAUUUAGUACUUGGUCGGUUUUGUGGAUUAUUUUUACUAUUUUGUUCUGAUAUCCACUAGCUUCGUAACCUACAAACUAAUGUUAAGGAUUCUUUUGUUA